GACAAGCACAGUCAUCAACAGCAGCUCACAGACAGAGAUUCUGGGAGUCCCACAGAGAAAGCCAGAGCUGCUUUCAAGCUCACUGUCUCUCUCUCUCUCUCUCUCUCUCUGUCUGGGUCGCUCCCCUCACUCAGCUUCAAGCUAGGUUUCGUUGCGGAGCACAAUUAGCACAAGCGCAAGGAGUUCCCCCCCCCCUGGUGGCUUACAAUCAGGGGGCGGGGGGGAGGCUGGGUUGUUGGCUCGCGGAGCUUGGACAUGGACAUGAGCCGCGGAGGCUUCAAACAAGCAGCGUUGAAGUUUUCGUAGUCUCUUACACCGGCACUACAGGGAAUACCAGGCAUUCCGAUGAGCUGCAAAACCGUGAUGGGUGAGCACGGGAGCAGCUCCUCGUUGGCACCAUUGCUGGUGCACGCGGCAGUGGCUGCGGGCGCCAUCACCAUCGCAGCGGCCCUUAACCAUUACUGGUUCCGGGCGAGGUUGAAAGCUCGGCCUCGUGUGGUGGGCGUUAUUCCUGCGCGCUUCAAGUCGUCCCGUUUCGAAGGCAAACCUCUGGUGCAUAUCAUGGGCAAGCCCAUGAUUCAGAGGACGUGGGAGCAAGCGAUGAAGUGUACCUCACUACAAGCUAUUGUGGUGGCUACUGAUGACGAUAGAAUUGCCGACUGUUGUCGUGGAUUUGGCGCCGAUGUCGUCAUGACUUCGGAGAAUUGCCAAAACGGGACAGAGCGGUGCAACGAGGCACUAGAGAAACUCGCUGCAAAGUAUGACAUUGUGGUAAACAUCCAAGGCGACGAACCUCUCAUUGAGCCAGCUAUAAUCGAUGGCAUUGUCCUGGCAUUGCAGAUGUGCCCUGAUGCUGUAUAUAGCACUGCUGUAACUGGAUUGAAGCCAGAAGAUGCUAGCGACCCUAAUCGAGUAAAAUGUAUUGUGGAUAAAAACGGCUACGCCCUGUAUUUUUCUCGUGGCCUUCUUCCUUCCAACAAAAAAGGAAUCCCAAAUCCAGACUUUCCAUAUAUGCUGCAUCUUGGCGUGCAGUGUUACGAUGCAAAAUUUCUGAAAGUGUAUGCCAGCAUGCCACCGUCCCCAUUGCAAUUAGAGGAGGAUCUUGAGCAGCUCAAAGUUCUUGAGAAUGGAUUCAAACUGAAAGUGAUUAAGGUGGACCACGAAGCACAUGGGGUCGACACACCUGGUGACAUCGCCAAAGUUGAAGCCGUGAUGCGGGCUCAUCAUAUGGACUAAACCUGUUUUGUAGAUUAGGUGUGCAGUAGACAUUUAGAAGCACCGGAUUUAGAAUCUCUUUCUCAAAUGCAUUGAGUGAGAAACAAUCGAUCUACUUGUCUGGUAUCCUAUCAACUCGUGUUUCACUGUUCGUCGGCAAGUUAACAAACCUUAUUUCUGUCACUCUUUUCCGUUAAUUCUUGGUCUAACUAACUUUCAA
Molecule: messenger RNA, 1435 nt
Organism: Physcomitrium patens
Lineage: Eukaryota; Viridiplantae; Streptophyta; Bryopsida; Funariales; Funariaceae
Product: 3-deoxy-manno-octulosonate cytidylyltransferase, mitochondrial
Cellular component (GO): cytosol
Molecular function (GO): 3-deoxy-manno-octulosonate cytidylyltransferase activity
Source: RefSeq, a predicted model, not a curated record